UCUCUUUCUUGCAAGGCAUGCCAAACCACCUUUCCCACCCUUUACCUCUCCUCAGUUUCCCACUACUUAUAUACAAAACAGUGCCUGCAAGAAACCUGUGUAUACAAAUUGAAAGGGGAAUCAAAACAAAGAGAAAAGAGAAGUGAAAGGUUCUGUUGCCAUGGAGAUUAAGGUAGAAUCUAAUUCCCAGCAUCAUGAUGAAUCAAAACAUCCCCUCUUGCGAGAUACAACUGAAACAGAAGAGAAAACACUGAUACAGAAAGCCAUUAGCCAGACAUUUAAGAGCACAGCUCAUUUGGCCAAUCUUUUACCUACUGGAUCAGUCCUUGCUUUCCAACUUCUAUCACCCAUUUUCACAAAUCAAGGUAACUGUGACUCGGUCAGUCGGUUCAUGACUGCUGUGCUUGUUACCCUCUGUGGGGUGUCAUGUUUCCUUCUAAGCUUCAGUGACAGCUUCAGGGACAAGAAGGGAAAUGUUUGUUAUGGGUUUGCCACAUUCCGGGGCCUGUGGGUCAUUGAUGGGCCAGCCGACCUCUCACCUGAUCUUGCUGCAAAAUAUCGGCUGCAAUUCGUAGAUUUCAUGCAUGCCUUCAUGUCAAUUCUGGUAUUUGUGGCUGUUGCACUCUUUGAUAACAAUGUGGUAAGUUGCUUCUUCCCAACGCCAUCAGAUGAGACGCAGGAGAUCCUCACAAGUUUGCCAGUCGGAAUUGGUGUAAUUUGCAGUAUGUUGUUUGUUGUGUUUCCUACCCAGCGCCAUGGAAUUGGCUUCCCCCUCUCUGCAAAUUAACAAGAAACCUCUUUUGUUUGGUUUCUAGCUAUAGAUCUACCUCCAUGCCUUUAAAAAGUCAUAAAAUUCUGUGGAUUCAUGUGAAUAUAUACUGCAACAGUAUUCCGUUGUGUUCUCUUUGAAGUGCAUUCAUAAGAUGAUUCUCUGCAA
Molecule: messenger RNA, 937 nt
Organism: Alnus glutinosa
Lineage: Eukaryota; Viridiplantae; Streptophyta; Magnoliopsida; Fagales; Betulaceae
Product: protein DMP4-like
Exons: 1
Coding region: 161-787 (208 amino acids)
Biological process (GO): endomembrane system organization
Source: RefSeq, a predicted model, not a curated record